Molecule: messenger RNA, 1104 nt
Organism: Candidozyma auris
Lineage: Eukaryota; Fungi; Ascomycota; Pichiomycetes; Serinales; Metschnikowiaceae
Gene: LAB5
Product: putative lipoate synthase
Exons: 1
Coding region: 1-1104 (367 amino acids)
Biological process (GO): lipoate biosynthetic process
Cellular component (GO): mitochondrion
Molecular function (GO): lipoate synthase activity; 4 iron, 4 sulfur cluster binding
Source: RefSeq, a predicted model, not a curated record
AUGAAAAUUUUAAAUACGCUUGCAAGACGCCUUUACGUAAGUUCUCUGCUGCUUAACAAAACAAAAAGACGCAAAACUCAUUUUUCUGAUGCUUUAAAUAAGGGUCCCUCGUUCGAUGAUUUCGUUAGUGGCAAAGCAUCACAGAUGCUUGUGGAUCCCUUGGAGGCCGCAAGAUUAGAUCCCGAGCAGAAAUUACCGAAGUGGCUCAAAGUCCCAAUACCUAAAGGAAAAUCUUUUCAAUCUGUGAAGAGGGAUGUGAGAGAACUCAAGCUAGCCACCGUCUGCGAAGAGGCAAAAUGCCCAAAUAUUGGAGAAUGUUGGGGCGGUAAGAAGUCCGAAGCGACUGCUACUAUCAUGUUAUUGGGAGAUACUUGCACGAGAGGCUGUCGCUUUUGCUCGGUCAAAACGAACAGAAACCCAUCUAAACCAGAUCCUCAUGAACCUGAGAACACUGCCGAGGCAAUAAGUCGCUGGGGAUUAGGUUACGUCGUUCUUACAACGGUGGACCGAGAUGAUCUCGUCGACGGAGGCGCCAAUCAUCUUGCCGAAACUGUGAAGAGAAUAAAAACCAAGGCACCCCAAAUUCUAGUUGAAGUUUUGGGGGGCGAUUUCAGAGGUGAUUUGAACAGUUGCGACAUUCUUGCACAGUCGGGGUUGGAUGUUUAUGCUCACAAUUUAGAAACGGUGGAAGCUUUGACUCCUCAUGUUAGAGAUCGAAGAGCAACCUACAGGCAGUCCCUUUCAAUCCUCGAAAGAGCUAAAUCCACUAAUCCAUCACUAGUAACAAAAACCUCAUUGAUGCUAGGAUUCGGCGAGUCUGACGAAAUGGUGAUGCAAACUUUACGCGAUUUGCGUGCCAUUGAUUGUGAUGUUGUCACGUUUGGGCAGUAUAUGCGCCCUACAAGAAGACAUAUGAAAGUUGUGGAGUACGUUCGACCAGAGAAAUUUGAGUAUUGGAAAGAGAAAGCAUUAGAGCUUGGGUUCCUUUACGUGGCAAGCGGACCACUAGUAAGAUCAUCUUACAAAGCAGGCGAGGCUUACAUUGAGAAUGUGCUUCGUAAUCGUAAACACAACGUUGGUGACAGUCCACGAACUGGCAUUUAA